GCGACCACUUAGAAAUGAACAGAGCUUGCAGGACCUGAGCCAGAGCUGACACUUGUAUGACACCUGGACUAGGAGCUGGACAAGAAGGACAGACUCUGGAGCACUGAAGGCGGAAAGGCUUUGAAAAACCAAGCCCUUCAGCUGCUUUCGUGGACAGGAGUUCUGAGACCGGGAGCUCUCCUCUGGAGAAGAGCCUGUGGUGAGCAGACCUUAUCAUGGAACUGGAGGACUUUGAUCCUGAAGACAAAGAGAUGCUGAGCUGGGACAUUAACGACAUGAAACUGCCUCAGAAUGUGAAAAAGACUGACUGGUUCCAGGAGUGGCCGGACUCCUACGUGAAACACAUCUACAGCUCGGAUGACAGGAGCGCCCAGCGCCACCUGAGCAGCUGGGCCAUGCGCAACACCAACAACCACAACUCCCGGAUCCUCAAGAAAUCAUGCCUGGGGGUGGUGGUAUGCAGCAGGGACUGUUCCACGGAGGAAGGCCGCAAGAUUUACCUGAGACCUGCCAUCUGUGACAAAGCCAGGCAGAAGCAGCAGAGGAAAAGCUGUCCCAACUGCAAUGGGCCCCUGAAGCUCAUCCCCUGCCGAGGCCACGGCGGCUUCCCAGUCACCAACUUCUGGAGGCACGAUGGACGCUUCAUCUUUUUCCAGUCCAAAGGAGAGCAUGAUCAUCCCAGGCCAGAGACCAAGCUGGAAGCAGAGGCAAGAAGAGCCAUGAAGAAAGUACACAUGGCCUCUGCCUCCAACUCCUUACGGAUGAAAGGGAGACCAGAAACGAAGGCUCUUCCAGGUGAAAUCCCGAGUCAGGGAAGUUUACCUUUAACUUGGUCAUUCCAGGAAGGCGUCCAACUGCCCAGCAGUUACAGCACACCUUUAAUAGCUAACACCCCCCAGCAGAACUCUCUGAAUGAUUGCCUGUCCUUCCCCAAGAGUUACGAUUUGGGGGGAACCACUGAGCUGGAAGAUCCAACUUCCACCUUAGAUUCCAUGAAGCUCUAUGAGAGAUACAAAUUCUCCAGCAGUAGGAUCUACAGCAGUGAAGACCAGUUUCAGCCUCCUGUCCCUGGGGUGUACGGGGAUUAUGAUGAUCUGCAAGCUUGGAAUAAAAAUGCUGCCUUAGGGAGAAAUCCUUCCGAUGAUACUUACUACCCACCCUAUCCUCUGCCUGUGGCCAGCUGGCCCUACGACUACUUUCCCUCCCAGAACUCUUUGGAGCACUUUCCGCAACAGGUUGCACAGGAACCACCUGCAGCCCAACCAGGCUGUCAUCCCUUGUGGUCCAAUCCUGGAGGUGAGCCUUACGAAGAGAAAGUGCCUGUGGAUUUCAGCAGCUAUGUGCCUUCCCUCACGUACCACCCACCUCAGCAGGACCCCUUCCUGCUCACCUACGGCUCUCCUCCUCAGCAGCAAUAUGCACUGCCUAGCAAGAGCAACAAGUGGGACUUUGACGAAGAGAUGACAUGCAUGGGUUUGGAUCACUUCAACAAUGAGAUGCUCCUGAAUCUCUGUUCAUUAAGAUAACUCAAAGCUCCCCUUCCCUCUCUCCCAGUUGUGAUUUGUUAAAGGGCUUGGCAGAAUUUUCUUAGAAGACGGGAUUUCAAAGCAUUAGCCUCAGAGGAAUGUUGGAAUCAAUUGUAACAAGCAGUAGACAAUGUCUCCUCACUCAAGCUGUUGACAACGCCAGUGUGUUUAUCCUCAGUAAGGAAUAGAAAGUCACUGUGCCAGGUGUAAUGGCACAUGCCUCUAAUUUCAGCACUCAUGAGACUGAGGCAGUUGGAUCUUUGUGAGUUCAAGGCCAGCCUAGUCUACAUAGUGAGUUCCAGGAGAGCCAGGACUGUGUAGACACACCCUGUCUCAACACCUGCCCCC
This is a messenger RNA of Mastomys coucha (southern multimammate mouse), 1874 nucleotides long. RefSeq names its product glial cells missing transcription factor 1 (gene Gcm1). Bases 216 to 1526 code for a protein of 436 amino acids. Gene Ontology annotation, biological process: regulation of transcription by RNA polymerase II; gliogenesis; cell differentiation involved in embryonic placenta development. Gene Ontology annotation, molecular function: DNA-binding transcription activator activity, RNA polymerase II-specific; RNA polymerase II cis-regulatory region sequence-specific DNA binding. NCBI's taxonomy places the organism in Eukaryota, Metazoa, Chordata, Mammalia, Rodentia, Muridae. The transcript is spliced from 6 exons. Gene Ontology annotation, cellular component: nucleus. The record is from RefSeq and is a predicted model, not a curated record.